AUGACUCCUCCAAGUAACAUCGAAAAAGGAGAUUUUGAUAUUACAUCAAAAGUUAUAAAGCAUUUGCGCAAUAAUUUGAACGCAAGAGGUGUUGAUGUAAAUGUUGUACUCGAAAUUGUUGAAAAUGCAAAACUCAUUGAAGAAUUUAAUUAUUCAGUAAACAGUAAUACUACAAAGACAGGGGUUGCGGAUAAUGAACAAAGCGUAAUAGUUGAAGAAAGAACAGAACCUGAAUUGACAGUAACGAAUAUCAGUACCAUUAUCAAAGAAACUGAAAAAAAUGCAACCAAAGAACAUUUAUACGUAAUAAGAACUGAAGAAGAAAAAAAAUACAAAAGAGAAACUGAAAUAGAAAGUGAUAGUUCUAGGAUCGAUGGUAAAAAAGAUGAUAAAAGUAAAAUAAAUACACCACAAUCCGAAACACUAGAUACUGAUAAUAGUUUAAAUAAUCUUGCACUUGGGGAUCUCACUUUUCUUAAUAACAAUUUGGUGGACGAUGAUAUUCAUGUAAUUACCUUCGAAGUCAAUGACAGUUCAAUAUUAGUACCCAUCGAAGACAACUCUCCGAUCUCAAGAAGUGAGAAAAACUGUCAUCAAAAACCUAAGACCGAUUCUGUCAUACAAAUUCGGUCGCCGAAAGUGUCACCUUUUGUUCGAAAGCAUCUCAUUAUACCGUCACCAAUAAAAAAAACUACAACUCCUAGAGUAAUGAAUAGAAUCGGAGCAAUAUCUUCUGAAGAAUGGAGGCAAUUUGAAAGUUUGAAAGAGGAAGAGAAACAAAAAAAGAAAGAUGCUAUUGAAGAAAGAAAGUUACAGAGACAGAAAAAUAAAGAAGAAAAGCAGAAACAAAAAAUUGAACGCAAGAAGAUUAAAGCUGUGAACUCUACCAAGCGUAAAGUAAAAGGACUUACUACAAAGAAGAAAGAUGAUGAUUCUGAUCCAGAAUUCAUUCUAGAAAGCACUAAGAAAAGAAAAUUUAAUGAUAUAAAAGAUAAAGCAAAAGAAGGAGAGCAGACUAACUGUGAUUUAGUGAAAGUUAAACCAAAUAAGAUUAAAAUCCUCAGUGAUAUACUCAUAACGCCUGGAACUCCUGCCAAAGAAACUAAUAAAGAAAACAGAAUUAUUAAUCGUAGAGAAACCUUUAGAAAUGAAAAAGAACUUGAGGAUUUUUUGAAUAGUGAUAUUAAUGACGAAUAAUUUAAUUUAGUUUCUUGUGAUAUAAGAGUACCUUCUAAGGUCUUAUAAUUUAACAUUGAUUAAGUUCCUAGAUAAUUAAGCUUGAAAUUAAUGAUCUCAAGAGAGGCUGACUACUGGUAGUAAUAUGGCCGAGUACUGGUUUGUGACGGCUGAGUACUGGGGAAAUGUGCCUUAUUUUAAUAAAUACUUUAUUUUCAAUACUUAUUAAAAAAUAUUAUGGUAUCUGUUGAUUAUGUAACAAAGUUUAAUAAACGAUUAAGUGAAUGAGUAUAAAAGGUUUUUGAUUACUGUUUUGAAUAAUUUUCUAUACAUAUGUAAACUUGCGCUUUCCACUAAAAGGCUGACUACUGGUGCCCGUACCCUAAUAGUUGCACUCGAUUUUUU
This is a messenger RNA of Diatraea saccharalis (sugarcane borer), 1581 nucleotides long. NCBI's taxonomy places the organism in Eukaryota, Metazoa, Arthropoda, Insecta, Lepidoptera, Crambidae. The record is from the annotation of a GenBank genome assembly.